Messenger RNA from Puma concolor (puma), 2853 nucleotides. The record is from RefSeq and is a predicted model, not a curated record. NCBI's taxonomy places the organism in Eukaryota, Metazoa, Chordata, Mammalia, Carnivora, Felidae.
AUGGCCUUCAGGGGGCCUGAACCCUGGGUUCCUGCAUCCCUGCAAUACCAGAGGCUGAAGGCCGAGGAGAAGGAGCUGGAUCUGGAGUUCGAAGUCUUGAGUGUGGGGUUUAAUGAGGAGGGCAGAUAUGCCCUGAGGCUUACAGCUGAGAACCCCCUGCAGGCCGGCUCUGGGGCUGGGGUACUGUUGCAGGUAAAUGAUGGGGACCCCCUCCCUACCUGCUCUGCUGUCACCGAUGUCAUUGAGCAGCAGGAUCCUGGCCAGAACCUCGCCCUUACCGGGAACAAGUUUGUCUUUACUCUGCCCAAAGGGUUCUGCAAGAACGACUGGCAGCACGACGCGCAGCUGCGCGUCGAGGCGCUGCGACUGGGCGGGGCCUCGGGACACUCCGCCCAGCGAGUGGGCGAGGCCAUCUUCCCGGUCUUCCCGCCGGACCAGCCCCGCAUGAACCUGUGGGCGCGGGAGCACGAGGACCUGUACCACUACUGCGGCAGCCUGGCCCUGCUGCGUGCCAGCGCGGACCCCACGGCCCGCCACUGCGGGGGCUUGACCUACAGCGUGGCCUUCCGCGAGCACCGGGCCCCUCAGCCUCUAGCCCCAAACUGCCCUCCGGGGGCCGGCCAGCCAGGACCCGUAUCAUGACCCGAGCCGAAGUCGGACGCUCAAUCGACUGAGCCACCCAGAGCACACCUCUCGCCAAGUCAGAAAUCCACAUUGUUGUGUGAAAUUAACUCAGCCUCCAACUUGGCCAGCUGUCCUCUUCUCCCAGGGGCCUCCCCGUGGGGACCCACUCUCUAUAUGGAAACCACAUCUGAGGAUGUGAAGGACCAGAAUGCCAAAGCAGUCACGUCUGUGACCACAGAGCCCACCAUAGCCCCCAUCUGGGGGGACACGGUCAAAGUGGAGCUCCAAACUGAGGAUGCGGGACAAGAGGAUAUCGUCCUCAAGGUGAUGGACAAUAAAAAUAAAGAGGAGCUAUUGUCCUAUCAAAUCCCCAUCAAAUACCUGAGUCUCUUCCACCCCUACCACUUUGAGCUGGUGAAGCCCACCCAGUCUGGGAAAGCUGAGGAAGCCACUGCCAAGACCCAACUGUAUGUGACCAUCGUUCGGAAAGGCAGUUUCUUCCACCGCGACAUCGGCAGCAACCACACUGCUCUGGAGGUCUUUCUCCGGGGAAUCAACGAGGCCCUGGUCAACAACUCUGACCCCAUGGUGGUCAUUGCCAGGGUGGUUCCCAACUACAGUGAUUUUAAGGUCAAUCAAAUGAAGCAGGACCCAGCCUUCGUGGGGCUGCCCAUCACCCCACUCCCCUUCCCAAUCCCGUCUCUUCUGCACUUGGAUGUUCCUCAGGUCAGCCAGAACGGGUGUCCUCAGCUGUCCAAGCCUGGGGGACCCCCGGAGCUGCCCUCAUGGAAUCAGUCCUUCCUCUUCCAAGGCCGAGACGGAGCCACCAACUUCUCGGAAGACACAGCCCUGGUGCUGGAGUUCUACCCCUCGACUUCCAUGAAAGGCAGUGAGCCGUGGACCCUCAGCAAGCCCCUGGGCAUCUCCGUGUUGCCGCUAAAGAACCGUUUGUACCGCAAGAUGCUGACAGGGAAAGGUCUGAAUGGGCUGCACGUGGAGAGGCUCCCCAUCACCGACACCAAGCUGAAAACCAUAAAUGGUGAGGCCCCCACAGUGGAUAUCUCCUUCCAGCUGCUUUCCUCUGAGAAGCCAGAAAACUUCUUGACACCAAACAACAGCAAGGUUCUGCCCAUCCUAGACCCCAAGGUCUUAGAUGAGAAGCUGGGUACCAUCCAUGCGUCCAACACCCUGGUGAGCUCUACAAUGGACUGUAGCACAUCCGCCUCUCAGGAAGCAGAGGAAGAACCUCUGGUGCCCAAGAUAUCCCACGAAAUGGAGGUGAAUAACUACCGGCGGGCCAUGCAGAAGAUGGCAGAGGACAUCCUGUCGCUGCGGAAGCAGAUCAGCAUCCUGGAGGCAGAGAACCACACGCUGAGGAGCCAGCUAACCCAGGGGGAGGUGGAAGAGGAGCAGAACGACACCAACAAGAGCCAGAAUCUGGUGUCCAUGAAGCAGAAACUGCUGCUGAGUGAGCUGGACAUGAAGAAGCUGUGGGACAAAGUGCAGCAUUUGCAGAAUGAGCUGAUUCGAAAGAAUGAUCGAGAGAAGGAGCUACUACUCCUGCACCAGGCUCAGCAGCCACAGGCCGCACUGCUGAAGCGGUACCAGGACAAGCUGCGGAAGACGAAACUGCUGGAGGAGACUGUGCGGCACCAGGAGAAGGUGAUCGAGAAGAUGGAACGGGUGCUGGAGGACAAGCUGCGGGACAGGAAGGAGCCCCUGCUCACCAGGCUGCAGGGAAAGCCCAGCGUGGCCUUCCCUGUGCUCUCAGCCUCUGGCCUUCCCCCGGGGCCCGCAAGAGAGAACCUGCCCGUCGACCUGUACUCCGCGCUGCUGGCAGAAAACUCCAGGCUGCGGGCAGAGCUGGAUAAGAACCGCCACCAGUCGGCCCCCAUCAUCCUGCAGCAGCAGGCCCUGCCGGAUCUCCUUGGCAAUACUUCAGACAAGUUCAACCUUCUGGCCAAGCUGGAACGAGCUCAGAGCCGGAUCCUAUCCCUGGAAAGCCAGUUAGAGGACUCGGCUCGACGCUGGGGACGAGAGAAGCAGGACUUGGCCACAAGGCUACAGGAGCAAGAGUACGGCUUGGCACAACCCUCAAACUCCAUCAUCACUGACCUGCCUCACUACUCAGCCCUCUCCAAGGACAGCAGGCGACCCUCAAAGCUGGACCCCUUGGCGCCCAGCUCAGAGACCAAGCUCAACAAGCCCUCGAACUCCCAGAAGACCUGA